This is a messenger RNA of Onychostoma macrolepis, 1745 nucleotides long. It is a transcript of the gene gda, whose product is annotated as guanine deaminase. NCBI's taxonomy places the organism in Eukaryota, Metazoa, Chordata, Actinopteri, Cypriniformes, Cyprinidae. The transcript is spliced from 14 exons. The record is from RefSeq and is a predicted model, not a curated record. Gene Ontology annotation, molecular function: zinc ion binding; guanine deaminase activity. Gene Ontology annotation, cellular component: cytosol. The coding region runs from base 111 to 1463 and encodes 450 amino acids. Gene Ontology annotation, biological process: guanine catabolic process.
AUGAUUACCGGAUUACAAUAUCCACCUACCAGGAAUUCUGCAAUGACUCGUAUCGUGUAUAAAAGUUCACAGUAUUCAUUUGAAAUGACAUUUGAAAAUCUGUGCCAAUAAUGAAUCGGAACGACACAGCCGCGCGCAUUGCGCACGUCUUCAGUGGAACGUUUGUGCACUCCACACCACGAGCUGCGGUGGAAAUACUGCAGAACUGUGUCUUAGGAGUCGACGAUGAGGGCAAGAUUGCAUUUAUUGAAAAUGAUCAAGAUGUGGUCAGUCUUUCAAAAAUAUGGGGCUUUGUAACUUCAGACAUAAAACAGCUUGGACGAUAUGAGUUUCUUAUGCCUGGAAUGGUUGAUACACACAUCCAUGCGUCUCAGUAUAGCUAUACUGGAACUGCCUUAGACCUGCCUCUGCUGGAGUGGCUCAACACUUACACUUUCCCUGUGGAAGCCAAGUAUAAAGACUUGGAUUUUGCCAGUAAUGUCUAUACUAAAGUCGUGAGAAGAACCUUAAAGAACGGCACCACUACUGCUUGUUAUUUUGCCACAAUACACACUGAUGCCUCUCUUCUGCUUGGAGAGCUUGCAGAUAAGUUUGGACAAAGAGCUUUAGUGGGUAAAGUUUGCAUGGACUGCAAUUCUGCAGUUCCACAGUACAAAGAAAGUCCAAGUGAAUGUAAAGAGGAGACCAAUCGUUUCAUCAAAGAGCUUCUCAAAAAGGAGUACCCAAAUGUUAAGCCUGUGGUCACUCCUCGAUUCGCUCCGUCCUGUUCCUCCUCACUGCUCAGUGAAUUAGGUGAGAUCGCCAAUAACAACAAGCUUCACAUUCAGAGUCACAUCAGUGAGAACAAAGAGGAAGUGGAGCUUGUCAAGACAUUGUUCCCAGGCUGCAAAUCCUACACUGAUGUUUACCUCAAGCACAACCUGCUUACAGACAGGACUGUAAUGGCCCAUGGCUGUCACCUAACUGAUGAAGAACUGGAGAUCUUUCUUGAAACAGGAUCUGCAAUCUCUCACUGUCCUAACAGUAAUAUUUCGAUUUGCAGUGGGAUGCUAAAUGUGCGCAAUGUCUUGAACCACAAAGUGAAAUUGGGUUUGGGGACAGAUGUAGCAGGAGGCUACUCUCCAUCCAUGCUAGAUGCUAUGAGAAGAACUCUCGACACGUCCAAAGCCCUGACCAUCCAGGACCCUCAGCAUAAGACUCUUUGCUUUGAGGAGGUUUUCAGAUUGGCUACACUUGGAGGCAGCGAAGCCCUCUCACUAGAUGAUCAGAUCGGAAACUUUGUGGUAGGCAAGGACUUUGAUGCCCUGCGAGUGAAUGUUUGCAUUCCUGAUGGACCGAUCGAUUUGUUUCCUGGUGAAGGCCCCAAGGUCAUUUUGGAGAAGUUUUUAAAUUUAGGUGAUGAUCGAAAUAUAACUGAAGUCUAUGUGGCUGGAAGACAAGUGGUUCCAUUUCCAGAUACAUAAUUACUCUCUGGCUGUUUUUACCAGAAAUUUUUUUUUUUUACAGUGUAGUUUUUUUUUUUUUUUAAAGGAUGUUAUAGACGUAUAUUAUUAAGUUAACAUAUUGUUAAAUGUCUUUAUUUAGGAAAUAAUGUUUAUUUAAAUUUUACCACAUGAUUUAAAGAUUUGUCUAAUGCUCAAAUAGAUUUAUUUUCAAUUUCAUUAAAUUUUUGUCUUCUAUUUACUAUUCGUGUUGAUCAUGAAAAAAAAAUGUGACAGAAUAUAUUUUAUAUUAAUCAAUGACAA